Micromonas pusilla CCMP1545 is the source of this 981-nucleotide messenger RNA. RefSeq lists its product as uncharacterized. The transcript has a single exon. The record is from RefSeq and is a predicted model, not a curated record. NCBI's taxonomy places the organism in Eukaryota, Viridiplantae, Chlorophyta, Mamiellophyceae, Mamiellales, Mamiellaceae. Bases 1 to 948 code for a protein of 315 amino acids.
AUGGAGCACCCGUGGGUCACGAAGAACGGAAAGCAGCCGCUGCGGGUGACGCACGACGCGAGCGCGCGGAAUUCGGUCACCUCCGCGGAUGUCCUCGCGUCAAUCGGCGACGUCGGGAACGCGUCGUUUUCGGUCGAGUCGUUCUUCGCGCAAAAGGCUGCGACCGCGCGGACGUUCAAGAGAGGGGAGUACUUAGUCCGGCAAGGUGAGCGCGGGAGCAGCGAGAUGUUUUACAUCGAGGAGGGCGAGGUCGAGGUCGUGACGAAGAGGAGGGCGGCCGGGGGCGGCGGCGGCGCCGGCGGCGGCGGCGACGAAAAGGAGGAAGAAGAAGACGAGGACGACCACUUCGACGACGACAUCAUGUCCAUGGCGAUGAUGAACGUCGCGGAAGAGGAGACCCCCGCAUCGGAAGAGCGGAACGCGCGCGACGACGAGAGAGAGAACGCCGCCGGGAAGAGAGAGGAGGAGUCGAAGAAGAAGAAGAAGAAGAAGAAGAAGAAGAAGAGUCGCGGCGGCGGAGGAGGAGGACUUGGAUUUUUUUCGUGCUGCCUCGGCGGAAAAAACGCCUCCCCGGCGACGACGCGCGAACCGUCCGAUUCCGACCCUAAACGACGCGACGACGACGCAAUGACGAUCGCGGACGACGUCUUCGAUGACCUGCGAGUGAUCCGAUCGCCGCACAGCAUCAACGCGUUGAUCGCGCGACGAGGUCCCGGCGACGUCAUCGGCGAGAUGUCGUUGUUGACCCCGGGGCCGUCGGCGCCUCGAAGCGCUUCCGUGCGCGCCGUCUCCGAGACGGUGAAGUGUUCCGUGAUUUCGAAGGAGAGCUUAGGGGAGAUCAACCCGGAACUCUUAGAGGAGCUCAGGUUGGGGGCGACGGAGCGCGAGAGCGAGCUGCUGUUAGGGCAGACGCGUCUGAAGCUGGGGAACUACCAAGCCCCGAAUUAGUCUAAUUACUGUAGUGGAAUCCAUCGGAUGUAU